GACUAUUGUACCAAUUUCGGUAAGUUUGCCAGGAAAUGAUUGGUGGAAGAAGCAAGACGGCGAAAGCGUGGCCGCGUUUGUUUUCUCUCCCCUCCACAUUCCACACAAGCGAGGAGUCGACACCCUUCAUUCGCGUGAAGACAAAACCUACCCCAGCGUCACUCUGGAGCACCGGCUAGCUUAGCUUGCUAGCUGCUAACAGAGAGAUAGCAACACGCGCCAAGUGUCGGGAUCGUGUGAAAAUGUGUCAAGUCCAAAUGCUGAGAGCGUUGGUGAAUCAGCGACUAACUGCGGCUGUUGAAGAAAUAUUUGUAGUGUUGGAAAGAACCAUAGCAGAGUACGAGGAGGAACUUUCUCGAACAAAAGAGGAGAACGAGCGACAACGUCAACUACUGGACGCCGUUUUCAGGAAGCAGGAAGUUGUGUUUGCAUUUACAGGCACACAAACGGCGUACAUGGAGGACGUCAGACCCGCAGGAAGCUCCGCCCAAGAAGAGCGGGAGGAGCCCCCGCCCCCCCACAUCAAAGAUGAAGAGGAGGAGCGCAGCAUCGGUUGGGAGGGGUUCCAAGAGCCGGACGCGUCCCCAGUGAUUCGUGUCGUUGUGAAGAGUGAAGAUGAUGAAGACGAAGGUCAAGGUGAGGAGACGAGAGGGGCGGAGCCUCCGAGCAGCAGCUCAGAAGCCGACGGAGACCACCGCAGAGGAGCACGAGCAGACUCGGCCGCGCUGUCGGAUAGCGACGACGCCACGUCCCCCUCGCCUGACUCUGAUGACGAAGACGCUAGAAGAUGUCCGCCCGACACGACGCGCUUGAACUGCGCUCAGUGUGACAAAAGCUUCGUGAACAAGAGAAACCUGAAGCGACACAUGAGAUCUCACACGGGUGAAAAAACCUUCAUCUGCUCGUUUUGCGGUCAAGGCUUCUACGAGAACGCACAUCUGGUGAUACACACCAGAAUACACACUGGCGAGAAACCAUUUCCCUGCUCAGUCUGCAGCACCAGCUUUCGUGUCCGUCCGCUAUUGAUUAAGCACAUGAGGACGCACACCGGAGAGAAACCUUUUUCCUGCUCCGUGUGCGGCCGAAGGUUUGCUCAGAAGGGACAACUGAUAACGCACACGCAAACGCACACGGGCGAGAAACCUUUUGCUUGCUCGCUGUGCGGUCAGCGAUUCUCUCGGAAGGGUAAUUUGAGAACGCACACCACGACGCACACCGGAGAGAGACCGUUUUCAUGCUCGGUCUGCGGCACAAGCUUCCGAGUUCAGUCGGGGUUGGUCCAACACAUGAAAACACACACCGGGGAGAAACCUUUUGCCUGCUCCGUUUGUGGCAAACGAUUUGCUCAGAAUACAAAUUUGAUAACGCACACCAGAUCGCACACUGGGGAAAAACCUUACAACUGCUCCAUGUGCAGCGCUAGCUUUAGUUAUCAUUCGUCCCUGAAUAACCACAUGAGGACGCACGCUGCCGAGUGCGUCUUGUUGCCGAGCGCGUCUAGCUGCAGCGUGGAGGACGUGAAUGGAUGACCCACACGGUGGUGGGGUGAAUUGAAGCCCCAGGAUGAGUCGCUAGUAGCAUGCUACAAUAUGCUGUAGUCCUCGUUUCUUUAUCACGAAUAAUCUUUACGGAUGGAAAUAUGUUCACGUGUCAUUUAUUGGUUUGGUAAAAAGAAAAAUGGCGACGUAUGGAAAAAUAAAUGAAGAGUUCGGUGCUCAAGGGCGUCCCCGACAUCAUUCAUCAACGCUGCUUAAGGAAAUGAAGUUCCGCAAUGUUCCAGGUUUGAAAGCAAACAGGAAGUGAGUAAAAUGACAUUCCUUCUUGAUGGAGCUAGCCAUGACGAGCUAGCUCUCGCAGCCUCGUUUCAGG
Molecule: messenger RNA, 1869 nt
Organism: Doryrhamphus excisus (bluestripe pipefish)
Lineage: Eukaryota; Metazoa; Chordata; Actinopteri; Syngnathiformes; Syngnathidae
Source: RefSeq, a predicted model, not a curated record